AUGGCUGAUGAAAACUACACAAGUAUCACAGAGUUUAUUUUUGUAGGUUUAAAGUACCAUCCUCAGUUGCAAGUCUUCCUUUUCUUGCUCUUUUUACUGUUUUACCUCGUUACUAUGACAGGAAACUUGGGCAUGAUAAUCCUCAUUCGCAUCGAUGCCCGCCUUCACACACCCAUGUACUUUUUCCUCAGCCACUUAUCCUUUGUGGACAUCUGCUUUUCGUCAGUUGUGGGUCCCAAGAUGCUCACUGAUUUCUUUGCGGAAAAGAAAACCAUCUCUUUCGUGGGAUGCAUCCUACAGCAGUGGUUCUUCGGGUUCUUUGUGGCCAUCGAGUGUCUCCUCCUGGCGUCCAUGGCCUACGACCGUUACGUGGCCAUCUGUAACCCUCUACUGUACUCGGUGGCCAUGUCCCGGCGACUCUGCGUCCAGCUGGUGGUUGGACCCUACACCGUUGGGUUCCUGAACACCAUGACGCACACCACAGCUGCCUUUAGACUUCCCUUUUGUCGCUCCAAUGUCAUCAACCACUUCUUCUGUGACAUGUCCCCCAUCCUUUCUCUCGUGUGUGCUGACAUCCGGAUCAACAAGCUGUUAGUUUUCAUUGUGGCGGGAGCUGUGCUAAUUGUCAGUAGCUUGACCAUCAUCAUCUCCUACUUUUUCAUCCUCAUCGCCAUCCUGAGGAUCCGCUCUGCGGAGGGGCGGCGCAAAGCCUUCUCCACCUGCUCUUCUCAUAUCACGGCUGUGUCCAUCCUCUAUGGGACGCUCUUUUUUAUUUAUGUGAGGCCAGGUGCCAUUUUCUCUCUGGACCUCAAUAAAAUGGUGUCUGUGUUCUACACAGCAGUCAUCCCCAUGUUGAAUCCCCUCAUCUACAGCCUGAGAAAUAAAGAGGUGAAAGCCGCCAUGCUAAGGACCAUCUCCAGGAGGAAGUUUUGCUUAGGAAGUUAA
Talpa occidentalis (Iberian mole) is the source of this 945-nucleotide messenger RNA. Its product is annotated as olfactory receptor 1009. Lineage: Eukaryota; Metazoa; Chordata; Mammalia; Eulipotyphla; Talpidae. Gene Ontology annotation, molecular function: olfactory receptor activity; G protein-coupled receptor activity; odorant binding. Gene Ontology annotation, cellular component: membrane. Gene Ontology annotation, biological process: sensory perception of smell; G protein-coupled receptor signaling pathway. The transcript has a single exon. The coding region runs from base 1 to 945 and encodes 314 amino acids. The record is from RefSeq and is a predicted model, not a curated record.